This is a messenger RNA of Penicillium cinerascens, 1143 nucleotides long. RefSeq names its product DUF3431 domain-containing protein. Bases 1 to 1143 code for a protein of 380 amino acids. The transcript has a single exon. Lineage: Eukaryota; Fungi; Ascomycota; Eurotiomycetes; Eurotiales; Aspergillaceae. The record is from RefSeq and is a predicted model, not a curated record.
AUGAGACGGAAAGUGCAAAAGUCUGUUAUUCAACUGGUACUCUUCGCCGUUAUACUAUUCUUCAUUUUAUAUUCGAAUCACCCCCAGUUCAAGAACAGGUCAUUCUCAUGGAAUAUAGUCCGCUACAAGACCGCGGCUGCCACACUCCCCGAAGCCAGGGGCAUCUGCCCGAACCUAUCCGGGUCCAAGAAACCGGCACUCGUCAUUUCGCGCGUGGCAGCGGAUGGUGAUCCAGCCUGGACCGACGCCCUAACUAAACGCUACCACCUAUGCGUGUACAAUGUCGAUACUACGCUCGACAAGAACUCGAACUACCUCCAAGUGCCGGCAAACCGCGGACACGAAGCAAUCACGUACCUGACGUUUCUAAUUGACAACUACGCCGAAAUCCCCAAAUCGGGCGCAGUCUUCGUGCAUGGCUCGCGCUGGGCCUGGCAUAACGAUGCGCCUGACUACGACAACGCCGCUCUGCUAGCAUCACUCGAUAUCGAACGAGCACUCGAGCCAACCGGAUACCAUAAUCUCCGAUGCGAUUGGAGUACCAGUACAUGUUUGCCUUCUACACCGGCUCAAGGAAGUCUAGAGAUGCGGCUACAGUCUGCGGUAGCGCCGUGGAGUGAACGCGCGGCGUCUGAUGUCGCCCUGCCGAAAGCACUCGUUGCCAUUUUUGGUGGCAGUAUGGAUGAGUACCAAGCGGUGCACCGGGACGUGGAAUUACAUCUGCAUCUUGGUCGGACGGAUACUAUUCGAUCGCAGUGUUGUGCACAGUUUGUCGUUUCGCGUGAGCGAGUGUGGCAGCAUUCACGCGACGAGUACAUUGCACUGCGGCAGUGGCUUCUUGAUGGAGCUGAUGAUGAGAUUAAUCCGCGGUCUCGGAAUGAGAGGGUCGCGCCUCGGAAUGACAAGGUUGCGGGCCGGAUUUUGUCGUACGUGUGGCAUAUUUUGUUUGCGAAACCGAAUGCUGAUGGGGAGAUUGAUCUUGACAAACUUAAUAAGGAUGCUUGUCCGAGUGCGGAGGUCUGCUAUUGUCGCCUGUAUGGACGUUGCAAUCUUCAGUGUCCUAACCUGGGAACUUGUCGGGGUCAGUACCGGGUGCCUGAGUACUUCAAGCUUCCUGAUAAUUGGGCGGAGAUUCAUUCAUGA